AUUUGUCUGGAGGGCAAACGUGCUUCAAGGUUCGGGCUUACUUUCAGCCACUUAAUUCUUUUUGCAUUUUACUCCUCUUUGACAAACAUCCAUACAAGAUCGUUUUGUCGCAACUGUCGUUUUGGCAGGGCGACAGCCCCGGGGUAGCUGUGGUGCGUGAGUUGAGCAAGCCAAACUCAGACAGAUCUUGAAAAUUAAAGCGGCAUAUGCAUCAGCUACAUAUCAAUAACAGAGAUUGACUGUCAAUCCUAUCCAACACCAUCAUUCGUUAUUAUGUCUCAUUUAGCGCCCUUGCCAUCCUCCUCUCUUUUGGCCCAGCUCUCCCGAACCAAACUAGUGACGUCCACCGCGUCGCACCAGUUUAGAAGCGCAGUGGUCUUCACUGUCCAGGGUGAGCUUAUCUGUGCUUGGUCCUACGAACCCACUCAGACAGAUGCCACAUUUCCUCUUAGCGAGCAACAGAGACGAGAAGCGGAAACAUUGACCCCCAUGCUACUGGCUAAAACCAUCAAAAUCAUUGAAAACAGCAUCCAGGCGAUUCAGGCCAGUUCGUCCUUGACCACGUCGUAUGAAGAGGAUCUGACAUCUGGUGACGAGGUGGUAGGCUUGGUCAGAGUGAGAUACGGUUCCAAGGGGGAAUGCUUGAUCGUUCCCGGCGGGGAGUUUAACAUGAGCGUGUUUCUUGAGAGGAGGUAGAAUACCGAGAGCGGCACAAGGUUGGAAUGAAGCCUCUUUUUAGAGGUACAGCGUAUGAACAGUGAUACCUUCGUAGUCUAUAUAGAUACCAAUUAUCAGGUGAGAUACUAUUUACCAGCUGACCGUGUGAGCAGGCUGCGAAUUCCUGACUGGAUUAUGAGAUCAAAAUACCUAUGCCCAAGAUAUUAGGGCGUGAGAAUCACGUUUAACCCCUCUGGUAUCCAAUGACUAAUUUUAUCAUUAUAUCUAUAUUUUUUACCCUCAACUAAAACUUAUUAUUUGUUAAAAGCACAUUAAUGAUUACCUCAACUACGCUAAUUUUAAUCUGUAU
Molecule: messenger RNA, 1027 nt
Organism: Babjeviella inositovora NRRL Y-12698
Lineage: Eukaryota; Fungi; Ascomycota; Pichiomycetes; Serinales
Exons: 1
Coding region: 274-696 (140 amino acids)
Source: RefSeq, a predicted model, not a curated record